This is a messenger RNA of Labrus mixtus (cuckoo wrasse), 3195 nucleotides long. It is a transcript of the gene smarcc1b, whose product is annotated as SWI/SNF related, matrix associated, actin dependent regulator of chromatin, subfamily c, member 1b. Lineage: Eukaryota; Metazoa; Chordata; Actinopteri; Labriformes; Labridae. Gene Ontology annotation, biological process: positive regulation of DNA-templated transcription. The record is from RefSeq and is a predicted model, not a curated record. Gene Ontology annotation, cellular component: npBAF complex; SWI/SNF complex; nBAF complex. The transcript is spliced from 28 exons. Gene Ontology annotation, molecular function: histone binding; nucleosomal DNA binding. The coding region runs from base 79 to 2934 and encodes 951 amino acids.
AUAGAAAUCGAGAACCAACAAGCUAGCGAGCGCGCUAGCCAGUUUUGUUCCCCCGUUAGUAAAUAAUCGUGUUUUUUGAUGGCCACAAUGUCCGGAGGAAUAAACCUCGGGAUUUCAGGCACAUGCCACGCUUCCUCAUUGACCUCUGCAAACCGGAAAAAAGACAGUAGUCCGUCCGCUAGGUUCUGGGAGAGUCCGGAUACUUUAGCUCAGCUGGAGCUGGUGCGACAGUGGAUCGGGAAGCACUACAAAAAGUAUGUGCUGGUGGAUGCUCCAUCGUGUCAGGCUCUAGCUGCUGUGACCCUGCAGCUUCUCCAGUUUCAAGAAGAAGCCUUUGGCAGACAGGCUACCAGUCCUGUUCUCACUAAACUGCCUGCACAAUGCUUCCAGGACCUGCGGCCAAGUGGAGGACUCUGCCACAUCCUUGGCACUGCCCACAAGUUCAAGGCAGAGCAGGGCUGGCGGAGGUUUGACUUGCAGAAUCCAUCAAGAACUGAGAGGAAUGUUGAGAUGUUUGGGGCUAUUGAAAGAGCGCUCAUACAGAACAAUUGUAUGUCCCACCCUGUGCUAUAUCUGGACCCUGCACUGGACCAGGAGCUGGCUAGCAGACUUACGGAUAUUAUCACCAAACACCAGGGUACACUCACAGAGGAUCGAACACUCGCCAGUCACCACAUCUACCCCUCCCCUGCUUCUAAAGAUGAAGAUGAAUGGAUGCGUCCUGUCAUGCGGAUAGACAAACAUGUCUUAGUACACUGGGGCAUGCACCCUGACAGUUAUGACAGUUGGCUGUCCUCCACUGAUGUUGAAGGAGAGGUUGAGGAGCUGCCACAUUCAGAGAAGCCUUGGAGGGUCCAUGCUGGCUGGGUUUUCGACACGGAUGUUUUCAACGAGUGGAUGAAUGAGGAGGACUACUGUGUGGAUGAGAGGAAUGUACCAAUCAUUCACCGCCGGCGCAUUCACCUCAAAGAUGAGCAGCAGGACUCCAAAUCCAUUCCCUCCAAAAAGAGAAGACGCUCUCCGUCUCCUCCCCCCUCUGAGGGCAGGAAGAAAGGAAAGAAGGGGAGAAGGCGUGGACAGCAGGAGGAAGAGCCAGAAGAGGAUUUAACCAAAGAUAUGGAAGACCCUACCCCUGUUCCUAACAUGGAAGAGGUUAUCCUACCCAAGAAUGUCAACCCGAAGAAGGACAGUGAGAACACUCCUGUCAAAGGAGGGACCAUGGCUGACCUGGAUGACCAGGAGGAUGACUUCCCAGGAAGAGAUGACGAGGAGGGGAGAGGGGAGAUAUCUCGCCUGUCCGAGGCAGAGGAAAACAUCCCAGAGCAAACCCAUCAUAUCAUAAUACCAAGCUACACAUCUUGGUUCAAUAACAACAGCAUUCACUCAACCGAGAAACGUGCGUUGCCUGAAUUCUUCAACGGAAAGAACAAGUCCAAGUCUCCAGAAAUCUACCUGGCGUACCGUAAUUUUAUGAUCGAUACAUACCGCCUGAACCCACAGGAAUAUCUCAGCUCUACGACCUGCAGGCGCAACCUCACUGGCGACGUCUGCGCUCUCAUGAGGGUUCAUGCUCUUUUGGAGCAGUGGGGUUUGAUUAACUACCAGGUGGAUGCAGAGAGCAGACCCCUCCCCAUGGGUCCCCCACCCACACCUCAUUUCAACGUUCUGGCAGACACGCCGUCUGGGCUGGCCCCCCUCCAACACAAACCCCUGCAGGUUUCCGCCUCGCAGCAUAUGUUAUAUUUCCCAGAGAAGAUCAAAGAGAAGCCUUCAGACAGCCAGAACUUUGGUCUGCGCUCCGACAUCUACACCAAGAAACACCCUAAGACUAAGAUGAGUGCCGGAAGGGAAUGGACAGAACAGGAGACACUGUUGCUAUUAGAGGCUUUAGAGGUCUACCGAGACGACUGGAACAAAGUCUCAGAGCAUGUGGGCUCCAGAACCCAGGACGAAUGUAUCCUCCACUUUCUCCGUCUGCCGAUAGAAGACCCUUACCUGGAAGACACUUCUGCCUCCCUCGGCCCGCUGGCGUACCAGCCCGUGCCUUUCAGCCAAUCAGAAAACCCCGUCAUGAGCACCGUGGCCUUCCUUGCGUCUGUGGUCGACCCACGGGUGGCGUCAUCUGCUGCUAAGGCCGCACUGGAGGAAUUUUCCAGAACACAGGAGGAGUCAGGGGAUAAGAUCCUCGGAAUGUCCAACCAGCCCGAAAAAACUGAUUUGAUGGAUGCAGAAAAAACAGACAUAAACUCCUCCUCCCAUCAGGUCCCCUUAAGGUCAGAUGGGCUCAAGAUGGAACCCAGUGGGGCCAAAGUUGAGGGAGUGAAAAGAGAAAAUGCAGAAAAUAUACUUGGGGAGGAGAGAGACGAUCUAGGAAGGGGGGAUGACGAGGAGAGCAUUGGGCGACGGGAGGCCGACGUGGACGAGGGGAGGGUGAUGGAGCAGGAUUUGGUGGAGGCCAGCGUUGUCACGGCAGCAGCAGCUGCUCUGGCCUCAGCUGCCACAAAGGCCAAGCACUUGGCUGCUGUAGAAGAGAGAAAGGUCAAGUCCCUGGUGGCUUUGCUGGUGGAGACACAGAUGAAGAAGCUUGAGAUCAAGCUGAGGCACUUUGAGGAGCUGGAGACCAUCAUGGACCGUGAGAAGGAGGCUCUGGAGCAGCAGCGGCAGCAGCUCCUGACAGAGAGACAAACUUUCCACACGGAGCAGCUGAAACAGGCAGAGAUGAAGGUUCGCCAGCAAAAAGAGCAGCAGGCGCAGCCGGGAUACACCGCGCAGCACCCAGGCCAGUCUGUGCCUAACAGGAUGAUGCCUGGGGGAGGAAACACCCAGGUGAUGGCCCCUCGACAUCCUGGAGCACCCAAUGGCAUGUACCCGUCCUCGCAGCCAGACGGGACAGCAACAGCUCAGCCGGGUCCCACAGCGUCCAGCCACAACUGAACUCUCCAGAAAAACCACAAACACACAAAAAAUAUGUAACACUGGCAUUAAUGUUCAGUAGAGGCAACUGUUUAUAAAUCUGUAGGUGUGUGACUGCUCAGUAGUCUUUUGUUUAUAGACACACAAGCACACACACAGUCGAUGUGUAUUUGAUCAAUGGCUCAGUCUGUUUUAUCUGUGAAAUAUUUGUGCUCUGAUGUCAAAGUUGAGGAAUCUGAAGAUUAAACUCAGCUCAUUAAAGUUGUUUUUCAUGAAACUGGA